Fundulus heteroclitus (mummichog) is the source of this 737-nucleotide messenger RNA. Its product is annotated as M-phase-specific PLK1-interacting protein. Bases 59 to 508 code for a protein of 149 amino acids. Lineage: Eukaryota; Metazoa; Chordata; Actinopteri; Cyprinodontiformes; Fundulidae. The transcript is spliced from 2 exons. The record is from RefSeq and is a predicted model, not a curated record.
CGUCUUUCCGGUUCCUCUUCGGUUUGACCGCGGCUCGCUGCUCGCACUCCCCGGCCAGAUGCAGCGAACUCCGGUCGGACCUCGGCGGAGUCCAGGGGCUCCUCAGCCGGGUUCGGGCCGGACCUUUUCAGGAGUCCGGUCUCCGUUUGGAGGUUCUCCUCGGCACCGAGGCGUAGGGUUCUUACCGGGGUUCUCUCCAGGUUCUCCGAGGUUCUCUCCAGGUUCUCCGAGGUUCUCUCCAGGUUCUCCGAGGUGGUCCCCGGGGUCCGGCAGAGGAAACAUGGACGUGUCGCCGGCCCAGUUCGGCGGGGGUGGGCGAUGGUUCGCCGGUCCGGUUAGGCCGGGCCGCGGGUUCCGACGGCCGCAGUCCUUCAGCCCCUCAGGAGCGCCGAACCUACAGUCCAGAACUCCAGAUGUUCCUGUGGAGAAGUACUUCAGUCCGUCCAUGCUGCAGGAUCCCUGGAAGUCCCUGCCCGCCGUCCCGGCUGAGAACCAGAGAACCAGCUGACCAAUCAGAGGACCAGCUGACCGACCAGCUGACCAAUCAGAGGACCAGCUGACCAAUCAGAGAACCAGCUGACCGACCAGCUGACCAAUCAGAGGACCAGCAGGGCCAAUCAGAGGACAGAUCAGUGGAGCUGAUCGUUUUAAACUAGCCAAACAUUUUUAACUCUUCUUUGUGUUUUUACUGACAAACUUUUGGUUUUUACUUUUUAAAUAAAAACUAAAAACUUUAA